AAGUUGGUAAACUUCCUAUGUAAGCUAGAUUUUGGUUCUGAAGCAAAAACUAUUCCUUACUUUUGAAAACAAUGUGUUCUUCCUAAUUGUACAUGUCACAAAUUUGAUCGUGCUUAAUAUUGUAUAUUGUGGAUGAUACGCAGGUCGGUUUGAUGAGACAUGGUAAAUUGUUAGCUGAAUCGGCGCCGCAGAAAUUACUGGAGCAAUUUCAAUGUUCGUCAUACGAGGAAAUUUUCCUGAAAUUGUGCGAGGCACAGAAUAAUGCAGUCACUUUAACUGAAGCUCAGGGAUCCAAUAUGGAAGACGCUAGUAGCGAUGCCUUCAAUCACGAUCAAGACAAAUAUGAACAUGCAACUAAAAGAAAACCGGUUUCGAAAAGACAAGUUUCACGAUUAAGAAGAUUCAAAGCUCUAUUUGUGAAGAACAGCAUCCGAUUUAUUCGUGAUUACUCGUAAGUAUUUAUCAUAACUUAUCAAUAAUGCAAAAGGGAUGGUUUUGUCAACAAAAUAAAAUUGCAAUUGUUUCCAUUUCGAAUGUUGCCUUUUCGAAUGUUUCCUUCAAUAUACUUGUACAGUACUGAAUUAUCAUAUACGAGCUAGAGGUUAUAUUUCAACAUCUUGAGCUUUUAUCAACUGGAAAUUUCAUAAUAAUAAUUCUUACAGACAGCUAAUUAUUGCGAUUUUUGCCAAUAGUCGAAUCCAGUAUAUUGCUAUUCGCAAUAGGUAGUGAUCCAAAGAACUUGAAUAUUGUAAUUGUUAAUGAUGAAGCUGGCAGUUGCGAAUACGGCAGCAACUUUGACAAUAUUUAGAAUGAUGAAACUACUUGCCACUUCGGCAAUCUAAGGGUAAAACUUUACAAACACGGACCCAGCCCCAAUGACCUUGACCUUGG
Molecule: messenger RNA, 891 nt
Organism: Vollenhovia emeryi
Lineage: Eukaryota; Metazoa; Arthropoda; Insecta; Hymenoptera; Formicidae
Exons: 2
Coding region: 153-455 (100 amino acids)
Source: RefSeq, a predicted model, not a curated record